AACGAUUUUUUCGAAGAUUGCGGCGUUUUAUUAAAGGAGAUUUUCUCGGAGUUGCAGAAUUCAGUCGUGUACUAUGGCUUUACGAAACUGUCUUUUGUUAACAAGGAGUGCGAGAAACUCUGUUUUUGGGGCGAAGCCUGAAAAUUUUCUUCCGUCAUGUCGUCUGCUGCACAGGUGUAGUCUCAAGGUCGACGCACCGGGACAGUUCUACUCGCUAACAUUUCUCAAGGAGCCUUCGAGAGUCCUUAACUUGGGUUAUCGCUUUUCUUGUAGAAGAUUGGCUACAGAUUCAGCCGAGCAAAAGAAGGACGGGCAACGCUCAGGGAAGAUCUGGCUUCAGACCAAGCGAGAUGACUCCGAUGUUGACCUUGCCUGGCCUAACGAGGCAUGGUCGGAUGUUGCCAAGGACAUUUUCCACCAGUUGAAUGCUGGGACGGAAAAUGGCGACUGGAAGCGUCACCCUAGCUACCUCAGGGCGGGAGAAAGGCGUCUGUUUUCAAGGAACAUUGCGGAACAUGGGAAGGGGUUCGAGUAUGCCGUGUUUGUCAAUAAGAGAGAACAGAAGGCAGUAUGUGUGUGUCAGUUUGGACCAUAUUUGGAAGGACCACCAGGCUAUGCACAUGGGGGCGCUGUUGCUACAUUGCUUGAUGCAGUGAUGGGUAUUUGUGCAAUACAUGUCACGGAAAGCGUGUCAUUGACAGCAAACCUCAACAUUAACUACAAAAACCCCAUCCCCCUGGGAUCAACUGCCCUGUUCCACGCCAAGUUAGACAGACAGGACGAUCGGAAGAGGUACAUAUCUGCGUACGUCACUUCUGCCGAUGGCCAAGUCAACCUGUGUGAGGCCACCGGGCUUUUUGUGAAACCCACGCGAGAACAGAUUGAGAAAGCGAAGAACCGCCUAUCUCAACAUACUCACUCUGACAAAGUUGUAGACAUAUAGGACAUGAUAGGGUGUUGCCAUGUCAUGUGGAGGCCAUGGCACUUUUUGUCAAACUCUCACAAGAACGGAUAGAGAAAGCAAAGAACCAGCUACCUCAAAAGGCGUAUUAAAAACUGUAGUCAUAUAGGACAUGAUACUCAGAGACUGCUGCUGUGCUGAUUGGUUACACAUAGAUGUUCCCAGAUACAUGUACUUUAGGGGUGGCUAACAUCAUAGCCAAUACAAAUUUGAUGUCAGUUACCUUAGCUAUAUGUUAUGUAUUUCAAAAAGUUCAAUGACGUAUUUUUUAAAGAUGCACAGAAGUGAGAUAUGUGCAUGAUUUUAAAUUCUGAUGAUGAUUUUAAAUCUGAUACAAUAUUUAUUUACAAUAACUGUACAGACCCACUGAACUGUGUACACAUGCUGCGUAAGUUUUCAGCAUGUGCACAUGUAUCACUGUUGGUAUCAUUGUACAUUGAUAUAUUUCCCAGUAUGAAAGUGCAUGUAUUCUAUCAAGGUAUACCUGUAUAUGUUUAUUUUUAUUUAAUGCACUUUAUUACGACAAACACGACCAUAUACCAGUGCUGUUUGUUGAGAAAGAAAAUAUAAAUCCGAUUUCUCAUCUGUUUGUCGACACAUUGUUGUACUACUUAUGGUUUUCCCUUUGGGGUCUAGAAGGGGUAGCCCUACUAGGUAGC
This is a messenger RNA of Branchiostoma belcheri (Belcher's lancelet), 1620 nucleotides long. Its product is annotated as acyl-coenzyme A thioesterase THEM4-like. The record is from RefSeq and is a predicted model, not a curated record. The transcript has 4 exons. NCBI's taxonomy places the organism in Eukaryota, Metazoa, Chordata, Leptocardii, Amphioxiformes, Branchiostomatidae. The coding region runs from base 74 to 943 and encodes 289 amino acids.